This is a messenger RNA of Enterobius vermicularis (human pinworm), 2025 nucleotides long. The record is from the annotation of a GenBank genome assembly. Lineage: Eukaryota; Metazoa; Nematoda; Chromadorea; Rhabditida; Oxyuridae.
AUGGGAAAUAACCAGGGUGCGAUACAUAAGCGCGAACGUACUCAGGAAGGUCAGCAGAGGACACGACUUUGGAGUGGCAGCGCGUCAACGCCUCUCGGAAGUGGAGGUAGUGUUGCAGAAGAUGGAUGUCCUGUUCAAGUGAAGAUUGCUAAAAGCGAUGGUUCUUGUUCUACACCAAGUAUACAAUUUACCGAAACAAAUGAGUAUCCGGUAGUCUUUAAAUGGAAAGGAGGAAGUCAAACUAAGGCGGUUUACGUAUCAGGAUCGUGGGAUGGUUGGAAGCGAAAAAUUCCUUUGGUAAAGUCAACUUCAGAUUUCUCAACUAUAAUAGAUCUUCCUCAAGGGAAGCAUGAGUAUAAAUAUUUGGUGGAUGGUAAAUGGAUGGUUGAUGAAAGUGUGCUGAAGACCGAGAAUAAACUUGGCAGCCAGAACAAUGUUAUUGCCAUAGAUGAAGCGGAUUUUGAGGUUUUCGAUGCACUUGAUCGAGACUUAGCCUCUUCGAAUGCUGGUGAGGCAAUGAGGAAAGUAAGUGUUGCUGGAGCACACCCUCCCUCUCACGAUACGCCCAACGACAGAGAAUUAGAAAAACUUAAGCAGUACACUCAGGAAACUCCGGACCGUAGGGAUUUCGAAAAGGCCCAAAAUCCUCCAGUUUUACCGCCUCAUCUUCUCCAAGUUAUUUUGAACAAGGAUACUCCUGUGCAGUGUGAUCCAAAUGUGCUUCCAGAACCAAAUCAUGUAAUGUUAAACCACCUUUAUGCGCUUUCAAUCAAAGAUGGUGUUAUGGUAUUGUCAGCUACUCAUCGCUACCCAUUAUUUGAUUGUACAUUUGGAAUUCCGUUGAUCUACAAUUUUCACAACAUUGAGCGUAUUUCCAUUAACGGAAAAGUCGUUUUACUCUGUGCCGUCAUGAGUUGUUGGGGAAAAGCAGUUUUGGCAUUUAGUGUUUCUGGAGGUCCUGUCAGACGUGAUUUAUCAAAAGGUCUAGAUCCCUCUGGGGAAGAUUAUUUUGACGUUGGAAUAACGGGUGGAUUUAUUCGCGGUUUUCCUCCAUUAGGGCACAAAAGUUUUACGUUAUGGAAAAAACGGGGCACUUGGUGGCCAGCUAAUGCUUUAAGGUGUGAUUGGGUGUUAUGCGUUAGUGCAGGUUUGAACCCUUGUAAGUGUACGAAAGUGGCGCAUACUUAUGAUGAGUGGAGAGUUUUGGUGAAACCUGAAGAGGAGAAUACAUACACCUUGCUUGUCACUCUCGAUUUGUCAGUGAAUAGGACCAACUACACGGUUUGGUUUUUAAGAAUUAUACGCUCAGCAUUUGCGGUAAUUUUCGUCAAUCUUGUGGAGAAGGAUAUAGUAGAAAGUGAAUGUGUAAUCCUAAAGGAAAAACGAAUUCAUGAGCCAGAUGUAACUGUUUCAUUCCGAUUCCGGGUGAUCGAUACAUUAGCUUCGCAAAAUCUCACCAUUGAAACUCCUUAUCGCAACUUUGAGUUAGUGUGUGAAGAGAAGUCAUUUUUUGUUGAUGUCGGUUAUCUAUCGUCUCUUGGAGGGAAAUUGUUUACUGAAUGGAAUGACGACUUUCGGAAAGGUACGACGCGUAAAGUGGUAGUGGACCUGACUUUAGCUGAGCUACAGUGUUUAUUAGAUGGUACAGCAAAAAACUAUGAUGAACUUCUUCAAAUUGCUUUUCGUCUUGGAAUUGGACAAGUUUUACGAACGGUUGAAAGCUUUUUGAUCGAUGCAACUUGGAUACACCCUAUUCGAAAACUUGAAUUCGCAGUUAUAUACAAGCUUGCCCGUCUCGGAGAUUGUGUCUCUCGAGACGUUAUUGCGUCUGGUACCGCUGUCGAGACACUACACAAUUAUUUAUCAGAGAACUCCGAAACUUUAGAGCAGGUAGUACCGAGUACUAUGGGUCAAGCUCAUCCUUUUAAAACUGACGUUUUAGAUAAAAAAAAUAGCAUUUUCUUCAAGGUCCAUCCUGAUGUGUUACUAUCGCUAAAUAUUCACCCGGACUAUGUUCUACUGUAG